GCCACUAUUGACAAAUUUUCAGACACCCCUUUAUAGCAUCUAGUUUCAGUGAUUCAACAAUCUAGCUCAUUCUAUAGUAUUAUAAAUUAUAUACAUUUUCAUCAAAUAUAUAUAGUGCAGAAAUUACAUUUAUAGCCCUAGAUAUGGGAAGAGCACCUUGUUGUGAAAAAGUGGGUUUGAAGAGAGGAAGGUGGACAGCAGAGGAAGAUGAAAUUUUGACCAAAUAUAUUAAGGCCAAUGGAGAAGGUUCUUGGAGGUCAUUACCCAAAAAUGCAGGAUUGCUUAGAUGUGGAAAAAGUUGUAGAUUAAGAUGGAUAAACUAUUUGAGAGAUGAUCUGAAAAGAGGAAAUAUUUCUGCUGAAGAGGAAACUCUCAUUGUCAAGUUGCAUGCUUCUUUUGGCAACAGGUGGUCUUUGAUUGCAAGUCAUUUAUCAGGAAGAACAGACAACGAGAUUAAAAACUACUGGAACUCUCAUUUGAGUCGAAAAAUUUACACUUUCCGAGGAACCACGACAAAUUACAAUAAUAAUAUUAAAGAGAUUCCUUCACAAGGAAUCUUAGUUAAUAUACCUCCGAAAAGAAAAGGUGGUAGAAUUAGCAGGAAUGCUAUCAAGAAAAAUAAACAGUAUACCCAAAGAGUUUCUGAAAGCGCAAAUUGGCUUUCUUCUACUGGUGAAGAUACCCCAAAUGAGCUUCCGUUGCCAUGCAUUGUCGGUGAAAAUAUUGAAACUGAUCAAAAUCCAAAUCCGAAGGUUAUUAAUGACGAUGAUUUGUUGAAUUUAAAUGAUAUUAUUAUAGACACAUGCGAGGUGGAAAAAGAAAGAGACAGUAAUGAUGAUGAAGGAGUUCGGGACAAAACACAUGACACUAAGAAUAAUAGUGUGACAUGUCGAAGUUCGAAUGAUUUGGAUUGGGAUAGUGUUGUGCCUUUGUUGAAUAAUAAAGGACAAUCUUUGUCAUGGGAGUUAACUUGGUUGUGGGAUGAUGAUGAAUGGGAGAAGGAUUUUCACAAGUAUACUGAGAUUGAUCCUGAUCAUAAACAAAAUGCUAUAUUUUCUUGGUUAUAAUCUUGACGCUAAGUUAAUUUUAGAACUUGAAUUUUGGUUGUUUAGCUCUUGUAAUCUUUUUGGAUGUAAAAAUAUAACUAUAUUUAUAGUACCUUUUAAU
Lathyrus oleraceus (garden pea) is the source of this 1167-nucleotide messenger RNA. Its product is annotated as transcription repressor MYB6. Bases 144 to 1067 code for a protein of 307 amino acids. NCBI's taxonomy places the organism in Eukaryota, Viridiplantae, Streptophyta, Magnoliopsida, Fabales, Fabaceae. The record is from RefSeq and is a predicted model, not a curated record. The transcript has 3 exons.